UUCCCAGGAGAUCCUCAGGGACCACCAGGAGCUGGUGAGUGCCAGGGAGGCUGGAGGAGCAGGGGGCAAUCUGGGCACUGGGGCAGACAGCAGUGUCCCUGAGGUGGGUCCUGGCUCCCAUGGGAACCGAAGCCAGGCUGCUGUUGGCUCUACGCUUCCGGAAGUGAGCAGCUACCGCCUGGCGCUGAAGCAGAUGGCGGGGGACCUCCUGUCCUUGCGCCAGCACAUCACCAGCCUGGAGGUGGAGAACAGGCACCUGCGGUGCAGCCUGGCCUCACGGGAGGAGCUGGGCCAUGCUCUGCUUACCAACAUGGACCUGGAUGUCAUGACCCGGGAGGAGCUGCUGGACAGGCUUGCCACCUUCAAGCGCAAGCUGGUGGCCAGCAUGGCAGAGAUGAGGAGGCUGAAGGACCGUGUCCAGCAGCUGCAGAAUGAACUGAUCCGGAAAAAUGAUCGGGAGAAGGAACUGGUGCUGCUCCAGCAAGCCCACUGGCAGCAGCAAGCCAUGCUGAGGAGGUGCCAGGAGAAGGUGGCCAAGAUGAAGGUCUUGGAGGAGACAGUGCGGCAGCAGGAGAAGGUGAUUGAGGUGAUGGAGUGGAUGCUGCAGGAGAAGCUUGCCGGGGAGGGCAGGAGCACUGAGAAGCCAGCAGGUGAAGCCCUCUCUGGGGAGGUGUACACCGUGCUGCUGGCUGAGAACCACAGGCUACAGGAGGAGCUGGCGAGGCCCCCCCACCCCUCACCCGCCGUCGCCCAGCGGCCCCCAGCCUUGCCGAGUGUUUUUGGGGGCAUGGAGAAGCUGUCCCUGCUGGCCAGGCUGGAGGAGGCACAAGCCCGCAGGCGGGUGCUGGAGAGGCAGGUGGGCAUUGCCCUCCCGUACCCCACUUGA
Molecule: messenger RNA, 886 nt
Organism: Pelecanus crispus (Dalmatian pelican)
Lineage: Eukaryota; Metazoa; Chordata; Aves; Pelecaniformes; Pelecanidae
Source: RefSeq, a predicted model, not a curated record